Messenger RNA from Suillus subalutaceus, 1884 nucleotides. RefSeq lists its product as uncharacterized. The transcript has 12 exons. The record is from RefSeq and is a predicted model, not a curated record. The coding region runs from base 1 to 1884 and encodes 627 amino acids. Lineage: Eukaryota; Fungi; Basidiomycota; Agaricomycetes; Boletales; Suillaceae.
AUGUACCUAUCAUUGCAGCUUGCAUCUCAAGAAGCUUAUAAUCAUAUACGAAGAGCAACAAUACGCAAUUACGCUCAUGACGAUGAAGACAGUAUCCUGAGCUUUUAUAAUGUUGAAAAGCUCGUUGCGCAGUACACUGGUGUCGAGUCAAUUGAACAUGAUAUGUGUCCCGAUUCGUGUUUGGCAUUCACAGGCCCAUAUGCAGCACUUGAGAUCUGUCCUCUGUGCGAUAAAUCACGCUGGGACCAGGGAAAGCUGCGAGCAACCAAUGACCGCAGCAAGGUCGCGGCUCAGAAAUUCACAACCAUUCCGCUUGGUCCCCAGUUGCAGGCCAUGUAUCGUGAUCCCGACAGUGCGCGCCAUAUGCAGUACCUUCAUGAACACACGCAACAGAUCCUUGCACAAUUAAGGGCUACGCAAUCCAUUCCUGUAAUUGACGACAUUGCUGCAGGUUGGGAUUACCUCGCCGCAGUACUUGCCAAUGAUAUCAAGCAGGAUGAUAUUGUCCUCAUGGUUCCGGACUGUUGGAUGUAUGUAUGGAUCAUUCUCAAUCUAUCGCCUGACAAGCGCUACCAGAAAGUGCAUAUUUCAUUCCUCUUUGUCGGGAUGCACCACCUUGCCGCCCUUCAGAAGAAUGGUCUUACGAUCUGGGAUGCAUCCCGCGACACUGUUUUCACAUCUGACCUCCAUCUCCUUUUCACAACUGCCGAUGGCCCUGGACUCGUCUAUUGGGAUGGAAUGGUCGGGCAUAGUGGUAAAAAUGGGUGCCAGGGGAGACGUAAGACUGGCGGUAGCCACUAUUAUCCUGCAUUGCUCAGGCCAGCGGACCGUUGUGCUCGUGCCCUUCACAGUCCCUCGGUGUUCCUUACUCUGGCAAUCUUAGCGACCUUCUCCUCAGACUGCGCAGCUGCCGAUAAUCCAGCCACCUGGGAUUGGGCUGUUCUGAAAGAUGAAGACACUUGGAUCGCUCAUGGUGAAGCUGUCGAGAAAGCAGGUGUAUACCUACCAGGUUCCUUUGAUCGCAAACCCCGCAAUAUUGCUGAAAAACUCAACACGAGUUACAAAACAUGGGAAUUUCAGCUUUAUAUGUUCGGCCUCGCACCUGCACUUCUAUAUGGAUUGCUUCCGAUGAAAUAUUGGCAAAAUUAUUGCAAACUUGUUGCGCGGAUUCCAGCUACUGUACCUUCAACAUGCUCAAUCACUGCUAUGCUAUUGGGAACAAGAAUUCGAGCACCUCUACUAUCAACGCAAAGAGUAUCGGCUCCAUUUGUGCGCCCGUGCAAAGGUCCGCCGAUCUGCUACGCUCAGUGGACGAUGGAGCGAACCAUCGGGAAUCUUGGUCAAGAGAUUCGACAGCCGUCGCAACCAUAUGCUAACCUCUCGCAACAAGGAGUUCGGCGUUAUGAGCCACCCAAGGGCCUUCCAGAAGGUGCCGUUGAUGUUGGAGAUGGGUAUGUGUUGUUGCGAAACGAGAGAGCCUUUCUUCGCCAUGGACAACAACUCCCUCGUAUACGCAAGUGGGCACGACUUCGGUUACCAAAUGGACAGACGGCACGUUCAUCGUGGAGAGAAAAACUCAAACCCCUUGAGAAGACGCGCAUGUCACGCAAUGUCAAGAUAAAACUUAACAAUAAAAUUCAAUUCGCUGAGGUUUUGUACUACACACAGCUGCCAGUUAACGUCGCCGGACAGAACGCAGACAACUCGGAUGACGACAAUGAAUGGCACUUCGAGAAUGUUGCAGUCGUGCAGAUGUACUCCAUGCCGCACAAAGAACUCCUCAAACUCUCGUUGCAGACCCUCGUAUCCUGCACACUCCUUGAUGAUAUUCUGGCAAUUGAUGUCAAAAAUAUUGUUAGCGUUUAUCGCAAUGGUCCCGCAUGA